AUGGCAAGACGACGGGCUUCCAAUGCCUCCACGCCGCACUCGCCCACGACAGAGCGAGAGUCCUUAUGGAGGACACUGACGCGUCAGUCUACCUUUUCUGAGAGCCAGCGAGAAAGAGAUCGGUAUGAUAUCGGUGACGAUGACGAGACUGACCAAGUUUACCCCGAGUGGGAAUUGAAAUCAGAAGUACAGGCGAGAUACGCGAAAGAUCAAGCUAGCAAUCUGAAGGAUCGGAAGCUUGGUGUGACCUGGAGGAACCUAACAGUCUACGGCGAAGGCGAGCAUGCCGCUGUCCACGAAAAUGUCCUUUCUCAAUUCAACAUUCCCACCAAAAUCGCCGAAGGUCGACGGGCGAAGUCUACUGACACUAGAAAGACAAUCAUUCAGGAUGCACACGGCUGCAUGAAGCCAGGUGAAAUGCUUCUUGUUCUCGGUCGCCCAGGCGCAGGUUGUACCACACUCUUAAACAUGCUUGCGAACCGACGUUUUGGCUAUGCCGAAGUGACUGGUGAUGUCCAUUGGGGUUCCAUGGACAACAAUGAGGUUCUACAAUAUCGUGGGCAGGUUGUCAUGAAUACCGAGGAAGAAAUUCACUUCCCUACAUUGACAGUGGGGCAGACCAUGGACUUUGCUACUCGUAUGAAAGUUCCAGCUCAGCGGCCAUCCGACUUGCAAUCACCUGCAGAGUAUCAAAAAUCAGUGAAAGAGUUUCUGCUUCGGUCUAUGGGCAUUGAACACACCAAUGAUACCAAAGUCGGUAACGAAUAUGUUCGAGGUGUCUCAGGAGGUGAAAGGAAACGAGUCUCCAUUACUGAGACGAUGGCUGCAAGAGGAAGUGUGUACUGCUGGGACAAUAGUACUAGAGGUCUUGACGCAAGUACUGCUCUAGAGUGGACUCGUGCCAUUAGAGCUAUGACAGAUGUGCUUGGUCUCGCCACAAUUGCGACUCUUUAUCAAGCUGGCAAUGGCAUCUACAACUUGUUCGACAAGGUGCUGGUCUUGGAUGAAGGAAGAGAAAUUUUCUUUGGAGAGCGAGAGGCGGCUCGCCCGUUCAUGGAAGAAUUGGGAUUUCUCUGUGACGACUCUGCGAACGUCGCUGAUUUUCUCACUGGCGUCACUGUCCCAACCGAGAGAGCCAUUAAGCCUGAUUUUGAAGAUUCCUUCCCAAGGACUGCCGCAGCCAUCCAGGCGCAAUACCACAACUCUCUUAUCAAGAAGCGAAUGGAGGCCUCAUAUGACUUUGCCGCCUCUGAAGAUGCGAAGAAAUACACUGCCGAAUUUAAGGCAGCAAUUAAGCAAGACAAGCACAAGAGUCUUCCCAAGAAGUCACCAUUGACCACGCCGAUCACAGUGCAGAUCCUCAAUUGUAUCAUCCGACAAUAUCAGAUCAUUUGGGGAGACAAAGCGACGUUCUUCAUUAAACAGAUCUCCGGCCUCAUUCAAGCACUCGUUGCCGGGUCGCUCUUCUACAACGCGCCCGAUACCUCGGCUGGACUGUUCGUCAAGGGUGGAGCAUUAUUCUAUGCAUUGCUUUACAACUCGCUGGUAGCGAUGAGCGAAACCACAGAUUCUUUCACCGGUCGGCCAGUGCUGGCUAAGCACAAAGAGUUUGCCUUUUACCACCCUGCUGCGUUCUGCAUUGCCCAGAUUGCAGCAGAUUUGCCGAUUUUGGUGCUUCAAGUCUCUGUUUUUGGUAUCAUCCUGUACUUUAUGGUUGGCCUUAAGACCACUGCGGCUGCUUUCUUUACAUUCUGGAUCAUUACCUAUACAGCCGCAAUCGCCAUGACAGCCUUCUUCAGGCUGGUUGGUGCUGCUUUCCCUACAUUCGAUGCCGCUUCCAAGGUGUCAGGUUUCGCGGUAUCGGCCCUAUUGACAUAUAUGGGAUAUGAGAUUCGAAAGCCAGAUAUGCACCCGUGGUUUGUGUGGAUAUACUGGAUCAACCCAUUGGCGUACGCGUUUGAGUCUUUGCUGGCAAACGAGUUUCACGGUCAGAUCAUUCCUUGCGCAGCGAACAAUUUGGUUCCGAGUGGGCCGGGAUACUCCGAUGAUAGCUUUGCUGCUUGUACAGGUGUGGGAGGCGCUGCUCCCGGGGCUUCAUUUGUGACAGGUGACCAAUAUCUGUCUUAUCUAUCUUAUUCCCACUCUCACCUGUGGAGGAACUUGGGUAUCCUUUGGGCUUGGUGGGCAUUAUUUGCUGGUCUAACAAUCUUCUACACUAAUCGUUGGCUGCCAUCUUCUGGCGGAAGAAUGCUGCUGGUCCCGAGAGAGCUUAAGGCGCAAAGUCGGCUGCUCGCAAACGACGAAGAAUCACAAACCAAGGAAAAGGUCGUCACCAGCUCUUCGAAUACAAGUACUACGGAUGAGGAGAAGAAGAACAAGGACCUGGAAGAUUCCCUGAUCAAGAACACUUCGGUAUUCACUUGGAAAGACCUUAGCUACACGGUCAGGACACCAUCUGGGGAUAGGUUACUCCUGGAUAACGUCCAAGGCUGGAUCAAGCCUGGCAAACUGGGAGCUUUGAUGGGGUCAUCCGGUGCCGGAAAGACUACACUGAUGGAUGUUCUUGCUCAGAGGAAGACCGAGGGUACAAUCCGAGGCAGUAUCAUGGUUGAUGGACGGGAUCUUCCCGUGUCGUUCCAAAGAUCUGCAGGCUACUGUGAACAACUCGAUGUCCACGAGCCAUACGCCACCGUGCGUGAAGCCCUUGAGUUCUCGGCAUUAUUGCGACAAAGUCGAGAGGCCCCACGGGAAGAAAAGCUCCGCUAUGUCGAUACAGUGAUUGACCUACUAGAGUUGCACGACCUCGAGAACUCGCUUAUCGGCCGCGUCGGAGCAGGACUUUCCGUUGAGCAGAGAAAACGAGUCACGAUCGGGGUGGAGCUGGUUGCGAAGCCUAGUAUCCUGAUCUUCCUGGAUGAGCCAACCUCCGGUCUCGAUGGACAAGCCGCCUUCAAUACUCUCCGGUUCCUCAAAAAGCUAGCCGCUGCAGGCCAGGCUGUGCUAUGCACGAUCCACCAGCCUAGUGCCCAGCUCUUUGCUCAAUUUGACACAUUACUGCUCCUCGCCCGCGGUGGUAAGACGGUAUACUUUGGUGACAUUGGCGAGAAUGCCUCGACCAUUAAAGAAUAUUUCGACCGUAAUGGAGCCCCCUGCCCGGCUGACGCCAACCCGGCGGAGCACAUGAUCGACGUCGUCUCUGGCAGCCUGUCCAAAGGGCGUGACUGGUCGAAAGUCUGGCUCGAAUCUGACGAGCACACCAAAGUAGUGAAGGAGCUAGACAGCAUCAUCCAGGACGCAGCGUCAAAACCAGUCGGCACGGUGGACGACGGCUACGAAUUCGCGGCACCGAUAAUCGAACAGACUAAACUGGUAACCCGUCGCAUGAAUAUUGCUCUCUACCGCAAUACCGAGUACGUCAUGAACAAGGUCAUGCUUCACAUCGGCACCGCACUGUUCAACGGGUUCUCCUUCUGGAUGAUUGGCAACAGCGUCGGCGACCUACAGCUCACUCUCUUCGCGCUGUUCAACUUCAUCUUCGUCGCCCCUGGCGUCAUCGCGCAGCUCCAGCCGCUCUUCAUUGAUAGGCGCGAUAUCUACGAGGCGCGGGAGAAGAAGUCCAAGAUGUACCACUGGGGGCCGUUCGUGACGGGCCUAAUCGUGUCCGAGCUGCCGUAUCUCGUCAUCUGCGCCGUUCUCUACUUUGUGUGUUUCUACUACACCUCGGGACUUCCCAAUUCGUCCUCCAAGGCUGGCGGCGUCUUCUUCGUUAUGCUGAUGUACGAGUUCAUGUACACGGGCAUCGGGCAAUUCGUCGCCGCAUAUGCACCAAACGCCGUGUUCGCCUCGCUGGUGAACCCUCUGCUCAUCGGCGUGAUGGCCUCGUUCUGUGGCGUGCUCGUGCCCUACUCCCAGAUCCAGCCUUUCUGGCGCUACUGGCUGUACUACCUAGACCCGUUCAACUAUCUCAUGGGCUCACUGUUGACCUUCACGCUGUUCGACAAGCCGAUCCGCUGCAAGGAGAGCGAGCUGGCCAUCUUCGACACCCCCAGCGGCCAGUCUUGCAGCGCAUACCUGCAGGACUUCAUGCAGGGCAUGGGCGCCAGGAUGAACUUGACGAACCCCGAUGCCACCAGCCAAUGCCGGGUGUGCCAGUACUCCGUCGGUGCGGACUAUCUGUAUACGCUGGAUCUCAAGGACUACUACUAUGGCUGGCGCGAUGCGGCGAUUGUGGUUAUCUUUGUUAUCAGCAGUUACGCUCUGGUCUAUGUCAUGAUGAAAUUGAGGACCAAGACGUCGAAGAAGGCCGAGUAG
Molecule: messenger RNA, 4311 nt
Organism: Exophiala aquamarina CBS 119918
Lineage: Eukaryota; Fungi; Ascomycota; Eurotiomycetes; Chaetothyriales; Herpotrichiellaceae
Product: ATPase
Exons: 1
Coding region: 1-4311 (1436 amino acids)
Biological process (GO): transmembrane transport
Cellular component (GO): membrane
Molecular function (GO): ATP hydrolysis activity; ABC-type transporter activity; ATP binding
Source: RefSeq, a predicted model, not a curated record